ACUAAAUCGUAGCUAAAUAAUAUACAUUAUCCCCUUAACUUAUUGCUUAAUCGUGGUAAAGUUUUACACAAUCUGAUGUAAAUAUGCAAAAACAUGAACAAAUGACCAGGGUGAGGCACAUGCCACAAGAGAGAAAUGCUUCAAAAAGUCCCAAAUGGACGAACAGAUCAAAAAGGAGACAACUAGGAACUUUUUUACCCAUUUAUUUCUUGUGCAUAUACCCUAAUCAGUCCGGAAAAUGAUCAAACUGCUCAUUUGGUUUGCAUGUAGACUCACGCAGUCCUGUAUGUCUGUAUCCCCACUUUCAACAUGCAGUAGUGCAGGUUCCUAACACAAAUCUCCUGCUAUACAUGAGAAAUAUAUAUAUUGGUUUAUAGCAAUAUAUUGUUGCUACAUUCUCUUGCCAAGAUAUUGGUCAUUUUCUUUUCUAUUUGCCCCUUAAUCAAAUUCCGGCUUCACAAUCCACCAAAGAAGAGAGAAAACUAGUCCUAACAUUUGAGACAAUGAUAACAGAGGGCGUGAUACUGCUGGUAAGGGUGACGAUGUUAUUGGGGAUGAUAAAGUCAGUGGCCAGUGGACUCGAUAAGGUGGGCGGCAAGUAUGGCUGGACUCAGAACGUUAACUACACUGAUUGGGCUGUUCAUCGCCAUUUUUACGUGGGCGAUUGGCUUUAUUUUGUAUUUGACAAGCAUCUUUACAGCGUGCUGGAGGUGAACCAAACCAACUACGAGCAGUGCAUUGAUCAUGACUUUAUAACAAACAUUACAAGGGGUGGGCGAGAUGUUUAUCAGCUAACUCAGGCAAGACCUUAUUACUUUAUCAGCAGUGGAGGUUACUGUUUCCAUGGAAUGAAAUUACCUAUAAAUGUUGAACAACAACCUUCGCCAGCUUCUCCUGCACCUUCUUCAGCCAAAAUUAAUGCUUCUCCACCACAGAUUGGCAAACAUUUUAUUACACCAGCUGUUGCCUUUGUGGUUACUCUUGUUUGGGUACUCUUGUUUGCUCGUGCUAGAUCGUCAUGACUUUGUUGAACCAGUGAUGUAUGCAAGAUUUUAUCCAAACACAGUCAGUCUAUUGCCACAAUUCGACUUGUAAGUGUCUAGGACUAUGUAUGAUAUAUGGU
Messenger RNA from Nicotiana tabacum (common tobacco), 1123 nucleotides. RefSeq names its product early nodulin-like protein 20. Gene Ontology annotation, molecular function: electron transfer activity. Gene Ontology annotation, cellular component: plasma membrane. Lineage: Eukaryota; Viridiplantae; Streptophyta; Magnoliopsida; Solanales; Solanaceae. The record is from RefSeq and is a predicted model, not a curated record.